Adineta steineri is the source of this 4020-nucleotide messenger RNA. The record is from the annotation of a GenBank genome assembly. Lineage: Eukaryota; Metazoa; Rotifera; Eurotatoria; Adinetida; Adinetidae.
AUGAUUCAAUUGAAUUGUACUCGCUCACUUGCAACAACUACAGAAUGGAUAAUCAAAAACUGUUCAUCGAUAUGUUUAUUUCGAAUUCAACUAAAUAACAAAAUCAGUACAACAUUUAGUGAACUUUAUAUUCCAUCAAAAACUCUUGACUAUGGCGUUUAUCAACUAACAUUAACUGUCACAAUGAUUGAUUCACCAAAUUUUAAAUCAUCAUCUUCAGCUUAUGUAAGAGUAACUGCAACAGGUAUAACAGCAAAUCCUGUUCAAUUAGGAACAUCAAUGAUAACACGUGGCAGUCAACAAGAUCUUCAACUUGAUCCUGGAGCCUAUUCUGUUGAUCCUGAUCAAGAUUCAUUUGAUGCGAGUAAAUGGAAAUAUGAAUACUAUUGUCGAAUUUAUGGUUCAUACAAUUUCCCAAAUAUCCAAGGUAUAUUAUUGACAAUUGAAAAUUCCAAAACUGAUCCUUAUAAUCCAUCAUGCUUAUCAAAUCAAUCAGGAUUAAUAUUCGGAAAUUUAACUGCAUCACCUAAUUCAUCUCUAACAGUUCUUGGUGGUUCACUUCAAUCAAAUCAAAUCUAUCAAUUUAUGGUCUAUAUGGAAAAUCGUAAAAAUUCAUCUAUUCAAGCUACAGGUUAUGUACUUGUUACAGUUGAAGAUACUCAACCACAAUUAAUUGUUAUUGGUUGUGUUAUAUCAAUAUUAUGUGUUCCAAAUCUUGAAUAUCAAUUUGUUAAUCCAACAACACAAGUGGCUCUAUUUGCUAUUUGUGUUGGAAAUUGUAUCAAUCUUCAAAAUAUAAAAUGGAAUAUUUAUCAAGGAUCUGAUAAUUCAUCUUCAAACUAUACACAAUGGACUUUAUUUAAUAAUACAAUUUUAUAUGAAAAUACUUGGUUUUUUGGUAAAAAUACAAGUAAUUUUACAGCUACAAAUCAAUUAUUUCUCAGUAACCCUCAGAUAAAUCUUUGGCGAUUUGAAGUUGUUUAUACAUUUUUAAAUGAAACAAGUACAAGUGCAUUAAAUUUUAUUAUUAAUCAACCUCCGUAUAAUGGUUCAUGUUCAAUCAAUCCUCUUAAUGGUACAACAACUACUUUAUUCACUAUUGAGUGUCCAGAUUGGUACGAUACAGAUGGAAUUAAAGAUUAUUCAUUAUACGCAUGGACUACAGAUGUAUCGCAAAAAUUAAUGAUUGCAUAUUCAUCAGUAUCUGAUUUUCAAGUUCGAUUACCAAGUGGAGAUAAUCAAACAUCAUUACUCAAUAUUGUUAUUUCUAUUCGUGAUCUACUUGAUUGUGUUGUAGAAGUAAAUAUGUCUUCUGUAUAUGUUAUCGUAGAUUCUGUAGGAAUAAAUGAUUUAAUGACAAGUCUACAAAGUUCACCAAAUGCAUUAACAAAUAAUCCAAUUGUUCAAUUACUUUCAAGUGGAAAUCAAAACACUGUUGGACAAAUUCUUACAGCAAUUUCUCAACAAUUCAAUCAGCUGAAUAGUGAAAAUAUAGACCAGGCUGUUUCAAAUGGAAUACCAGCUGCAACUAUUUUAGUAUCAUCAUUAGGAAGUCAAAGUUUACAAGGAAAUUCAACAUCUUUCAAUGAAUCACCUUUGAUUGAAUAUAAUAAAAUAUUAAAUUCUCAAGCAAAUCUUCGAGAUUACUUAAUGACAUUUACAACUAAUCUUCUUAUUACAACAUCAAAUAGUAUUAAAUUACAAUCAUCAGCAUUAGCACAAAUAACUCAAUCAACAAAUCAAUUAACAAGAGCUGCUUUAUCAAUUGUAUCAAAUAGAUGUUAUCAAUUAUCUCUUGCUUUAUCUUCAAUGGCAACACAAAUUUCAUAUGAAGAUGCUCAAGUAGCAGCAAAUCAACUAAUACAAUGUGCUUCAAAUGUCUUAACCGCUGUAAAUGGACCAUUACAACAACGAGCAAGUACACUUGACUUAGAUUAUUCUCGUGCAAACUCCAUACCUACUGAUUAUGAUACUGAUCUUGAAUCUCCAUGGUCAAAUACAAAUUUAUUUGGUGGUGGUGAUGAGGCAUCAAUUGAACAAAAUCGAAACAUAUAUUAUCAAAAACAAUUAGCAAAUGAGAUUAGCACACAAGUAACAUCAAUUAUUUCAUUAAUAACAUCUUCAUUAAAUAUUCAUUUAAAUAUUGGUCAAAAUUCAAUAAUAAAUACAUCUCAAACAUAUAUGUCAUUAGAAACAAUAUCUGUAACAUCACUUUCGGAUAGAAUUGUAAAACAAAUUGGAAAUGCUCAAUUUCAUAUUCCAUCAGAUUUUAAUUUGAAUAUAAAUGAUAACUCUUCGAUUUCAGUUCGAUCAAAAAUGGAUGUACUUGCUUCAUUUGGAAAAUCUUCAAAUACAAAUCUUUCAAGAACAAUUUCACUUUCAAUUAUCGAUCAAAAUGGAAAUGAAAUUUCGUUUCAAGCCAAUGAAAAUAAUUCAAUAAAACUAAUAAUUCCUCGUGAUGCAAAUGUAUUAAUUCCAUCAAUGUAUUUACAAAAUAUUACAUCAAUUAAUUCAACUAUUAAUAAUUUAUUAUUUAAUUAUCAUUAUAUUAAUAUAACAAGUUCACUUCCAAUUUCAGUUCAUUUUGAAAUUCAGUCUUUAAAUACAAAUUUAGCUUAUUUAUUUAUUUAUAAAUUUGAUCAAACACCACAAUUAAAUAGUUCAAUUAAUCUUAUUGAUGGAUGGACAAUUUUUUGUCCUUUCAUAGAUUUAACCAAUGAUGAUAUUUAUCGAUAUUUUAUUGAUAAUCAACAAACACCUGGUCAUCAAUCAUUAAUAUUUGGAAUAAGAGAAUUAAAUUCAACUGAAAUGAAUAAUUAUUGUUUAAAUAAUUCAUCAAUAAAUACAUCUUUACCAAUCACCGAUGAACCAUUUACUUUUACAUCAAAUUAUGAACUUCGUAUAUAUACAUCAGGCUGUUAUUAUCUUGAUGAUAAUAAUAAUUGGAAAUCAGAUGGAUUAAUUGUUGGAUCAUUAACAAAUCAUUAUGAAACAGAAUGUUUAUCAACUCAUUUAACAUCAUUUGCUGGUGGUUUUAUUGUUUUACCAGAACCAAUUAAUUGGAGUUAUGUUUUUGCAAAUGCUGGUUUUCUGAAAAAUAAAACAAUUUAUUUAACAGUUAUUUGUAUGUCUAUUGCUUAUAUUAUUUUGAUGAUUUUUGGACGUUUUAAAGAUAAGAAAGAUAUUGAAAAAUUAGGAGUAACACCAUUACCUGAUAACGAUAAAUCUGAUCAGUAUUAUUAUCAAAUUAUUGUUUUUACUGGUCAACGAGCAAAUUCUGGAACACAAUCAAAAGUUCAUUUUAUUCUCUCGAGUGAUGAUGAUGAAACACGUGUUCGAACAUUAUCAGAUCCUCAUCGAAAAAUACUUCAACGUGGUGGCAUUGAUUCAUUUAUUAUGAGUGUUCCAAAAUCAUUAGGAUUAUUAAAUUAUAUUCGUAUUUGGCAUGAUAAUUCAGGACAAGGUUCAUCAGCAUCAUGGUUUUUAAAAUAUAUUAUUGUUCGAGAUUUACAAACAAUGGAAAAAUUUUAUUUUAUUGCUCAACGUUGGUUUUCAGUUGAACAAGGAGAUGGACUUAUUGAACGAACUUUACCCAUUGCUGGUGAAAUGGAAAAACAAAAUUUCUCUUAUGUAUUAUCGAAAAAAGCUUAUUUUAGUGUAUCCGAUGGUCAUUUAUGGUUUUCAAUUUUCUCUCGACCACCAUCAAAUAAAUUUACACGUGUACAACGAUGUACUUGUUGUUUUGUUUUAUUAUUUGCUUCAAUGUUACUUAAUAUAAUGUAUUAUGAUUUGUCUGCUGAAGCAAAAUCGACAAAUAAUACAGAAAGUAAUAGUCUAUCGAUUGGUCCGCUUUAUAUAGCACCAGAACAAAUUGGAAUUGGUAUAAUGGUUGAAUUAUUCUCAUUAGUUCCAAGUAUUUUCAUAGUUCAAUUUUUUCGACGUAUUCGACCUCGUCAACAAAUUUCACCAUUACGUCAAGCAUUAGAGAAAAUACGAUCAUUACCACCCACGUUAGUAUAA